GACGUCGCGGGUGACAUUUCUCUAUGCGGGAGGUUAAUAAAUUUACCAACAAAACUACAAAUUUAUACCAUUUAAUUCCGUUUAAAAAAAAUUAACGUUAGUUAAGAGUGUCCGUGUACGGUAACUGUCAAAUUUGCGCGUCAAUUUUUCUUCUUCUUUACUAAAUCCGUUGAAUUUGUUAAAUUUCAAGGUUUUCGGUGUAGUGAACGCAUCAGCAUAAACAAUCGAAUUACGUAAAGAUUAAAUUUAAAAACGCGUUUAAUUCGGUAAAGUAAAAAAACCACCCUCGACUUAAAUAUAGGUCAGUUUGACAGCCGGGGGUUGCAAGGACGUAAGUGACAGAUCUCCAUUUAAGUGUUUCGUUUAAUUAAACCAUACGAUUUUGUAUUUAAAGUUUUUAAUGUGACAUAGACCGAUUUAGAUAAAGAUGGUUUAGGUAUGCCAUGAACUCGCGUCAACCCCUAACUUCUAUUGAUGGACAGGGGCCCAAAACCCCCCAAAACAUACAGCAGGAAUCGUCGCCGACUUUGACGCUCAUAUCGUCAAAGGGCUCGGCUGAUUCGAACUAUUCGCAACCGUCGUCAGAUCUUUCGCUCGACGAAGAAAAAGAAACGUUACGUCGAGAAAAAGAACGUCAGGCCCUUAAUCAACUGGAAAAAGCAAGGACAAAACCGGUAGCGUUUGCCGUCAGAACAAAUGUAGCUUAUGAUGGAUCCGUCGAUGAUGAUUCCCCCGUACAUGGAUACGCCAUUUCUUUCGAAAUCAGAGAUUUCUUGCACAUCAAGGAAAAGUACGAUAACAACUGGUGGAUCGGACGUUUGGUUAAAGAAGGCUGUGACAUCGGUUUCAUCCCCUCCCCCGUCAAAUUGGAGAACUUACGUUUACAACAAGUGCAAACGAGGACGACGAAAUUGUAUUCGAGCAAAACGAGCUCGAGUUCCAACAUCGGCGCCUCAGCCGGUAACGACGUUUCCCGAGGUAGCACUCCUCCCACGCCCGGAGAUGAAUCUGAUUCGAUGGGUAAUGUCAGAACGGGCAAAUCGCUUACCACACCUCCGGCGAAAGAAAAGAAGAAACCUUUCUUUAAAAAACAAGAGGCUACGGCCCCUUACGAUGUUGUUCCUUCCAUGCGACCUGUAGUUUUAGUGGGUCCUUCUUUGAAAGGAUAUGAAGUAACUGAUAUGAUGCAAAAAGCCUUAUUCGAUUUUUUAAAGCAUAGAUUCGAAGGAAGAAUUAUAAUAACUAGGGUUAUGGCCGACAUAUCGUUAGCCAAACGUUCUCUCCUAAACAACCCUUCGAAGCGCGCGAUCAUGGAACGUUCGACGACACGAUCGACGUGCCUAUCGGAAGUUCAGGCUGAAAUCGAACGUAUUUUCGAACUUGCGACUACCUUACAACUCGUGGUGCUGGAUUGUGAUACAAUUAAUCAUCCUUCGCAACUUGCCAAAACUUCUUUAGCGCCCUGUAUCGUCUAUCUUAAAAUAAGUAGUCCUAAGGUUCUGCAACGGCUUAUAAAAUCGAGGGGGAAAAGUCAAGCUAGGCAUUUAAAUGUUCAAAUGGUUGCUUCGGAAAAAUUAGCUCAAUGUCCGCCCGAAAUGUUCGAUGUUAUCUUAGAUGAAAAUCAAUUAGAAGAUGCUUGCGAACAUAUAGCGGAAUAUUUAGAGGCUUAUUGGAGAGCUACGCAUCCUGAAAUAAGUAUCCCUAACGUAUCUCGACCUAUAGGUACUUCUCCGCAGAUUUCCCCAACGGUUGAUCAAGAAAGACCUACAUUACCAGCACACCACGAUGUAUAUGGAUACGGUCAUCAUGAGUCUCGAGUUCCAACUUUCCACACAGGCCAUCAAAGAAGCGUCCGAGGAAGAUUAGAAAGAGAACGCGAGUACGAAGAAUACUCCGAUAGAGAACUUAACACGCACGGAGCGACUACACACGACGACUACCGAGAACGGAUUCCCACUUCCCGAUCUAGAGAAGAGGAUUCGUUCUCUAGCCACCGAGGCGCGUCGCGAAGGGCGUUGAACGCCAUUUAGUGGAGGCUUACAACGGAACAACCCAUUGAAGAGGAGUUUCAAGACGAGCUAUCGCCGAAAACUGAAUCGUACUACAAACCCCAGAUCCCCAGGGAAUACGCCACCGACAGCAGGACACCUAGGGAACGACGAUACGACGAUCUCCUCCUAGAAAGACGCCCGGAAGACAAAGAAAGGUAUCCGGAACGAUUCAGGUAUUCGGAAGGACCGAGCAGGAGGUAUCAGGAAGAAAGGAGAAGCGCCGUCGUGGAUAGGAGUAAAUUGGAAGGGAGGAAUUAUAGGAAAGAACUUUUGGAAAGGUUUUCCGGGAUGGAAAUUGAAGAUCGUCAAGAAUUUCCUAGUCGUCAUAGGUACUACGAAUGAUAUAGCUGAUCAAACUAAUACGUACAACGUUUCAAAUUUCAAAAAAUAUCUCAAACAAAAAUUAUUUUUUCAUUGCAUCCUGUAUAUCUCUGCAAUCAUGUGACUCGUAACACACAACUUCUAAUUUAUCGAAAUAUUAUUUUCAAUUAAACAUGACAACAUCGCGCUAUUUCAAUCGACGUCGCGUGUCUGACUAAUCUAUAUAAAAUGUUACAUCAUCUGCCCACUAUUUAUAUAAAAAUAUGGCACCGAAUUCAGUUAUUACAAUGUUAGAAAACAUUUAAAGAUAGAGAUGAUUAUGAAAUGAAUGGUUUUUCUCAUUAUAACGUUUAUUUUAAUGAAUUCCAUUUAUGUAUUAGGUAAUUUUUGUUUGAGAUGUACAGGCAUAAUCCACACGUGCCUAAAAUACAUGUACAAACUAUGCAUUGAAUCCAAGAAGACGAAUACAAUAUUUUUUAACAGUACUCAAAUCAAUGACGAUGAUAUUAUAUUAAUAAACUUUUUAUUCAUAUCACAAAUACUUUCUAAAAACUAUUACGAAAUAUUUGAAAAAUUAAUAAGUAUUAUUUUAAUUACAAAACUUAACUCCUACAUUCCUUCGAUAAUGUUAAAUGUAGGAAUACGUCUAACAGUGUUGCCAGAUUUAUUUCACAACUGUCUUUGAAUUGAAAAUAUCUUGUUUUUAAAACAGCAGCGGGUAGACCGGGGUGGCCCGCACAACUAAUUAUUUUAUCUAAACGAUGUUUUUCAAUGAAAUUUUAGUAGAAAAUUUGAUUUCUUGAAAAAUUUGUAAGUAAUUUCAACUUCUGUUGUUGGAAAACCAAAAAAAAAUUUUUUGAUUUUAGCGUAUAAUUCAAAAGAAAAAUCUAAUUUUUAUGAAUUUUCCCCACAUCGUAAAAGAAUCUAAAAUUUAUGAAAAGUUUUUCUCACCCGGGUACUCUUUUUUUUUAAAAAUUCAAUUCCUUAAAUAUUUAUUACACAUAUUGAAUCCUUUAGAUAAAACCUUUUAUAAUCCUGUGGUAAUUUUGUUUCAAAAUAAUUCGUUUCAAGGAAAAUCCUUGAACUCUGGCAACACCGAUGUCUGUUGUUUAUAUUCUUUCACGAUGUGUAGUAGACGAAAAUACGUAAACGUACAUAGAGCGCAUGCUCCUAUACAUUUAUUCGUAAAUUCCCGAAUUUAAUUUCUUUAUUAAAACGCAAUAGCUUUUUAAUCAGUCGUAAAAAUUUUGUAAUCGUUUUCUGGUAUUCUCGUUCUUCUUUUACGGAAGAAAAACAAAAACUUGUAGUAUCUUUUUCGACUUACUUCAAUGGGAUGUUCCGUUCAAUGUGAUUGAAACAAAUAUAAACUAAAAAAAAUUGACCAUUUUGGUGCCAUAGCUCAAUUUUUAAUCAAUCUUAUUAAGUAAACUGGAAGAAUAUAUUCAAGCUUUAACUUAGGAUUUUUAAAUUAAUUUUAAGGAAGGAUUAUUUAGAAAAAAAAUAUGUAAUAUUAAUGUAUAAUAAUAAUUUUAAAGCUCAGUCGUACUAGAUUCGAUAGUAUAAAUGAAACAAGCCCCAACGUGGAUUCUAAAAACGUCAUCUGUCAAAAAUAAUUAUAUAUUUCGAAUCACUAAUUCGAUUUAAAAUAAGUUUUAUCAAUUUACACUUUUGUUUAAACACUAAAUUGAUCAAAUUAAUCACUUAUAAAUAAUUUUAAUCAAACUAAAUUUAUUUACAUGAUCUAUUCCAAUAAUAACCCAUAUCAAUCACGUACGUUAUAAAUUUAAAAAACUUACCUGUUACCAAUUGUCCUUACAACUGUUUCCGCAAGAUUAAUUCUCUUUUUAUUUCAACGAAUAAAUUCACGCUACUCGAUAGUAGGUGGCGUUUACGUAUUAUAAAUUGAUAUAUUGAUAAACUAUUUAUGAAAAUUUAAAAAUAUUCGGUUAUUAAUGUAAUUGAUUAUAAAACUACAAAACUAAUUUGAAUGCAGUGACAUCUAUGAUAUAGAAGAUGACGAUAAUGCAAGUUGGGUCGAAAUAUAUAACGCAACGAAUGUAUAGCCAGACAGGGUAUUACGUCAUAACGGUUUCAUCGGAAUUACAAAAAAUUUAUAAAAAUUUCGAAUGAUACCUAAUUAGCAUAUAUAUUUUUUUAACGUCCACGCUAUCCAUUCAAUAUAAUAUAAUAAAUCGAUGUUAUUUAAGUAUUUAUAUAUUAUAAUUUGGUUUUUACGUAAAAAAAUUUUUAUUUUUGAUGUUUACUAUUUUGGUGUUCUACGUCUAAGCUACUCGGCAGAAAAAAUAAUAAUAAAGACUAUAUAUUAGAUAAAUUAAUAUACUUUACUAAGCAAAUAAAAAAAAAUUUAUUAUAUAGGACUCACGAGGGUUGUUUGUAAUAUUUUGAUGAAAAUAUCUCUACUGAAGUUAAAUUUUGUGGUUAGGAAACAAGAAAAAGAGACAUUAGGGGUGGUUAACCAAUUCGAUGUGUAUUUUAGCCGUAGCAAUAACUAAAUUGUGUUAUCUUGAUGGAAAAAGAUAUUUUUUCUUCAAAACUCCAUCCUAAAUUUGUUCUAACGACAGACACGGUUGUGAAACACAAACUAAACAUUCAAAAUGGCUGAUAUUUCAAUUAGAAUGUCUAAAAUAUAUUUCUAGAUAUGUGCUGACAUGUUCCGGCUGGAAUCGGAAACUUAUAAAACAACCCCCGUAUAUAAAAUGUGAACGAAUUGUCCUAUAUUUAUGUCUAGUUUGACUGGGCUGUAAAAACCGAGAUAUUAUACCUUAAGGGAAAGUGUACUCUAUAUUGGAGUAGUAAUUCGCUUAAUUUUUGAUAGUAUCAAUACGAGGCGAGUCAAAAUUACUUUUAAUCAAUUUUUCAAAACGUCACCAUAGCUUAUUUUGGUAUAAAUCUAACCUUGUAUAUAUUUAGUUUUUUAUAAUUUAUUUAAAAAAAUUUUUUAUAAUUUAUUUAAAAAAGUGAAAGUAAUUUUUUCUGGUCCCUUUGUGAUAUUUUCGUCAAGUAUUUGACUGACUCUAGGUUAAAAUUUAGAUGAGGAUUGCACUGCUGAAAAUAAUAAAAAGUACCAAGAAGCGAGGCUCGUCGGACAUACAUCGAAAUUCAAAUGCCACAAUAAUUAAAAGUGUAAAUUCCUCUUGAGCUGAUCUUGUUCAUAACCUCAAAUGUUUACGUCAUAAAUUAAUCAACAAACUUCCCUAGUAAUCACUUUGGACCUAUAGAAGGCUUAUGACAUGAUGUAUCAUACCUUGUCCAGAUUCAAAGCACCCCUCGAGUGUUUGACAGUCAGUGAUGAUCACGUGUGCCAUAAAAUUGUCCCUAAAAUUCACCCUACAGAUUAUCUAGUGAAAAAUUAAAUCCCAAAAUGUUCUAAAUUUCGAAUUAAUAUCUUUAUAUUGUUUUAUUUCCCGACAUAUUUUUUUACAGCAUCGCCUAUUGGUGUAUAACAUUGAUUUUUUUAUAAGGAUAUCAUCCAUUUUAUAAAAAAAAAUAGUAUUUUCGACAAGCCCUGGUUCUAAUUCUACAAAUGCAUGCUGAUAAAACUUGUUAUUCCAAAAAAAAAAUUGCUAGUUGAAUUUCGUUAAUAAAUAACUUUGUAUAAAUUGUACUUUACCCCAAAAUAAAAUAGUUUAUGUCGUUUCUCAGGAUUCUUUCUAUGAUUUACUUUCAAAAAACAAAUUGUUUCGGUGUAGAAAUUCGAAAUUUGCAUCAAUAGAAUUCAAAAUUUCAGAUUUUCAUUUAUCAAUUUACUGCUUUGAAUCAAUUUCUUUUAAAUACUUUAUAAUUUUAAACUAACGAAUCCUGAGAAUCUUGAAAUAAUCCAGCACUUAUUUAUCCUAAAUACAAAAUUUUCUUAAACAAAAUAAAACCCACAUUUUUUUUCGGAUUUCCUACACAAUCUUGCAACACUGUUUAAAAUUAUUUCACGUUACUUUAACUAUAUUUAUAUAGGCAGCAAUAAUUACGUCAUCUGUCAAUAACGAAUUUAUAUAUACAUGUUCAAAAAAGUUUGAUUUAUUUUCGCGUUUAUUCAAACACAAUUUUAAACAUUUUUAUUGAUAAUUUGAAACAAUGAUAAAUGGUGACAAACUGAAUUACAGGUUUCUUUUAUAUCCGUUGAAUUAAUACGGUUUCACAAUACAAUGACAGAUGGCGGUAGUGCAAUUUGAUCAAAAUAUUGAUUUUUGAACAAAAUAUUUCAACCAACUGUAAAUUUCAGUUGCUUUCUUGUAUUCAAAUCGAAUUUAGUGAAAACAAAACGCUGGAUUAUUGUUCAAAAUUUGUAGAUUAUAUACUGCAUCUACGCCACGAUGUGGUAGCUGAAUCACCCGACCAAUUUCAACUACAUAAAAAGUAUUUAUAUUAUACAGUCCUGUAAAAAAAUCGCACUUCGCAUUAGCCGAGUUCAAAGGAACAUUUGACAUUAAACUCGAAUUCUAUUAAAAACUGGAAUUUUCGACCUCAUUUUUAACCGUAUAUUAUAGGCAAAUUUCAAACAGCGCUGUUUAGAUUCUGGCAACUGACAGUUAUCCACUAGCUCUGGUGCUUCUUCAAUAAGGUGCCGUUAAUGCAGUUAUGACACAGCGUUGCCAAAUUUAUCUUCUUUAAAAUUAUAUUAAAAUAUUUAUUUCAAAUAACAAAAUUUUUUAUAAAUUAAAUGAACAAUAACAACAUUUAUUACCUCAAGGAAGAAGAAAAAAUUACAUAUAUACAAAAACGUACAAUGAUAUUAUUACUUUUAAACGAUACCAAACACACAUUUUUGUUAUUACUUAACACCAGAUGGCGUAAAACAAUAGAGAAGUUUCUUUUUCCAAAUCAAAAAUUACACUAUAAUAUAAAAGUAUAUAAUUUUUUUUAUCGGGGAAAUGAUUAAAAUUAUACUGAAAUCUGUAAAUUAAGUGCGGUCUGGCAACAUGGAUGUCCGAAAGUUAAGUUUCUCGCAGUCUGUGCAGCGUGACCUUGGCAUCUAAUAUAAUAAUAAUCAUCACACAAAUACAACUGAUUAUGGAGAAAAAGAAGAUGGUGGAUUUUAAUAUUAGAUACAUAAAGAUAAUUAAAACAAAAUGAAGGAAAAGAAGAUAUUGUAGUUAAACCUUUUGGGUUUAAAUCCCGACCACGAAAUUGGGAAAGUUGUACGAAGCGACGUGAAGUUGCCUCUACACUACCUCAUUCGGUAAAUCUCGAUCAACUUCGGGAAUAGUGUAAUGGAUGCUUAUUAAUAAAAAAUGAGAGUUUAAUGUUUGAUAUGCAACUAGUAAAUCCUCAUUUAGAAUUUUGAGCUUCGGCGAAUGCGUUAAAAACUUAGAUAUAAUGCCAUAAUUUUUGUUUCUUUAGCCCUAUAUUAAAAUUUAGUAUAAUAAUAAAUAGUAUAAAGCCCGUUUUGCACUGAAGACGUCUCAAAGGUAUCUUAUAUUGAAGUUACAAAGAAAAUGUGUUACGAUUUUUUCGAUUUGGACGAAAUUUGAAAUGAGGUUAAUUGAUUCGAAAAUAAAAAUGGUGCAAAAAGGUUUUCCAAAGCCGAUGACAUUAUGGAAUAUGAAUGAGUAAUAUGGAAUGAAAACAAAGAAUUUUACUACAUCAUUUCAUUAUUUGGCUGAAAAGUAUAGAAAAAGUAAUUAAAACAAAGAUAUUUUCAAGUUUUUUUCAAAAGUUAGCGAUUUAGUUCAUAAUCUUUUAACUUUAACGUUAUAAUUUAGAAGCAGGGCCCUAUAUACUGGAGGUGGGACUAACUAAGAGUUUUAGUGUGUAAAAGCGAGUGAUGAGAGGGUUGCGGACGUUUCCGUUUCUCAGUUUAAAUCUUGUUAAUAAUUAAAAAAAGUAUACAGAAAGUAAUUUAAAAAAAGUAUAUUUUCAAUGUUUUUUCAUAUUUUUAUCAAAAGUUAUUGAGUUGGUUCAUAAUUUUUAACUUAUUAAAACGUUAUAAUUGAGAAACAACGCCAUCUAUAUAUUGGAGAUGGCACUAAUUAAGAAUUUCGUUGUCUAAAAGCGAGUUAGGAGGGGAUUGUGGACGUUGCCGUUUUUCAGUUCAAUUUUUGUUACUUAAUUAAAAAUAUAUAUUUUUCUAACUUGUAAUAUUUUGUAAUGUUAUCGGCAAAUACAUUUAAAAAGAAGAUAUUUAUUAUUAAAAAAUAUUUCCGAAACGCUGUUAAUACAUAAUGGAGUCUAUUGAACAUUUCAAAAAAUAAAUAUAUUAAGUAAUUAUUGAUAUUUGAAUAUAGCUAAACUUUGAUAUGAUGUAAAUAUAGUUAAUAAACAAAUUUAUACUAUUUUAUUUUUUUUUUGUAUUUAAUUUCGUUGGGAAUUCGACCCAAUUUGUAAAAUAUUAUUUAACUUAUUUUUUUUUCUGAAUAUUGUUAUUAGAUUAAAACCAAACGAGUAUUUUUCCAAAAAAAAACAAACAUUCUUGACCUAUUAAAUCAAAUAUAUAAAAUCUACAGGGUGUUUUUCGAUUCAUGCGAUAAAAGCACUCUGUAUAUAAUUAAAGCGGAUAAUGGUCAGUGACUUGAAAACAAAAUAUAAUUAUAGUUCUUUUUUAAUUAUUAUCAUUGAAUUACUCGUAUACUUUAAAUUCUAGUCCAUCCUGUAUAAAUUUAUGACAUAAAUUUUUUCAUAUUUUGAAAGUGGAAUUAAUUCAUACGAUAUAAAUUGCAACAAAAAAUACUCGAAAUUUUUAUUUUAUGAAUGUAUCACCAAAUACGAAAUAUAUUUUUUUAUUUUAAUUUAUAGUUACUAUAAAUGCAUUGCUGUUUUAUGAUUUGUCAUUUGUACGUUCAAAUAUUGUGAAAGCGAGAAAGUAAGAAUGGAAGCGGCACUAUUGACGUGCAUUUUUCUAAAUAAAAUAAUUCUACAAAUGCC
Messenger RNA from Diorhabda sublineata, 9248 nucleotides. It is a transcript of the gene Ca-beta, whose product is annotated as voltage-dependent L-type calcium channel subunit beta-2. The transcript has 11 exons. The record is from RefSeq and is a predicted model, not a curated record. Lineage: Eukaryota; Metazoa; Arthropoda; Insecta; Coleoptera; Chrysomelidae. Gene Ontology annotation, biological process: neuromuscular junction development; chemical synaptic transmission; calcium ion transmembrane transport. Bases 444 to 2030 code for a protein of 528 amino acids. Gene Ontology annotation, molecular function: protein binding; high voltage-gated calcium channel activity. Gene Ontology annotation, cellular component: voltage-gated calcium channel complex.